Molecule: messenger RNA, 934 nt
Organism: Papilio xuthus (Asian swallowtail)
Lineage: Eukaryota; Metazoa; Arthropoda; Insecta; Lepidoptera; Papilionidae
Gene: RpLP0-like
Product: ribosomal protein LP0-like
Exons: 4
Coding region: 147-893 (248 amino acids)
Biological process (GO): ribosomal large subunit biogenesis; rRNA processing; ribosomal large subunit assembly
Cellular component (GO): nucleolus; preribosome, large subunit precursor
Molecular function (GO): RNA binding
Source: RefSeq, a predicted model, not a curated record
ACUCUUUGUACCAUAUUCUGAUAAAUGGAAAACACGUGAAAUUUCACGUGUAAACAGUAAACACAAAGAAAACUUUUAGUUCGGGUUAAUAUUUUAUAGGUUUUUCCAUAAUUAUCUCAAAAUUAACCAUUAAAUAAGAAUUAAACAUGCCGAAGUCGAAACGAGAUAAAAAAGUUUCAUUAACCAAAACAAACAAGAAAGGACUAGUUCUUAAACAGAAAAUAAUUGAAGAAAUUCGUAAUUCACUAUCAAAAUACGAACACAUUUUUCUUUUUACGGUAGACAAUAUGCGUAAUACUAAACUUAAAGACUUGCGAAGUGAAUGGAAGGAUUCAAGAUUUUUUUUUGGCAAAAACAAAGUUAUGGCAGUGGCACUGGGUAGGACGAAAAGUGAUGAAAUUGAAGAUCAACUUAAUUUGUUAUCAAAGAAAUUAAAGGGCCAGUGUGGUUUACUCAUGACUAACAGAAAUGUUGGAGAUGUGCUUCAGUGGUUUAAAACCUACAGAGCGGCGGAGUAUGCCAGAGCUGGUUUCAUUGCAACACAAGAUGUCAUACUACCACAGGGGCCACUUGAAGACUUUUCACACACAAUAGAACCACACUUACGUAGAUUAGGACUUCCUACAUCUUUGGAGAGAGGUGUCAUUACACUUGUCAAGGAAUAUCAGGUUUGCAAAAAAGGUGUAGCAUUGACACCAGAACAGGCCAGUAUAUUAAAACUGCUUGGCAACCAAAUGGCUAAGUUUAAGCUUGAAAUCAAAUGCCAUUGGACCAAAGGGAAAGGAUUUCAUAAAGAUGUUGACAUACUGAGUGAUCAGGAGAGUGAUAAGGAAAGUGACAAUGAAAAUGAUAAUGUACUUGAAGAUGAAGAAAUGGAAGAAGAUGAAACAUAACACUAUCAUGUAAAUAAUAAAUAUUUUUAAGUUUUAUUAAA